GGUAGGUCAAGGGUCAUUGUAUGAGUGAGCGUACCCUUCACUACAAAAAGACUAGCCAUAUUGCACUUGUCCUCUCGUUCCUCUCUCUCUUGAUUCUUUUUCUCUUUCUCUCUCUAACUGCUCUAUAAUUUGUACUCUCUUCUACAAUAUUCUCCGUAAACAUUCCACUCUAAUAAAAAAUAACAAACUCACAAUGACACAAACAACCUCUUCAGAAACAACCGCAACAACAACCACAAGUUGUUGCAACUCCUCCACGUCUUCCACUUCUUCACAUUCAACCCAAAACCAAAGCCCAACAAAAAAGCCCAAAAGGCCCAAACUGGACAACAAACACCCAACCUACCACGGCGUUAGGAAACGCAAUUGGGGUAAAUGGGUAUCCGAAAUUCGCGAACCAAGAAAGAAAUCACGAAUUUGGCUUGGAACAUUCUCAACACCAGAAAUGGCAGCAAGAGCACACGACGUAGCAGCUUUAACAAUUAAAGGAAAAACCGCAAUUCUUAAUUUUCCAAAUAUAGCUGAAAUGUUACCUAGACCUGCCACGUCAGCACCACGUGACAUUCAAGCUGCUGCAACUGCUGCUGCUUCUAUGGUUAAUUUGGACCCACCUGCCGUGCACGUGACUUCUACUCCGUCUUGUUCUGACUCUGAAGAAGAACUUGGUCAGAUUGUUGAACUUCCUAGAAUUGAAGAAGGUGAAGAUGACUCGGUUGACUCGGCUGCUGAGUUUGUUUUACUUGACUCGGUUGAUACUGAUGGUAAUUGGCUUUGUCCAGCUACACCAAUUGGGUUUGAAGGAAUUGAAUUCUAUGCCACUUAUUCUGAUGAGUUUUUGUUACCCUUUUGGGAUUGAAAUCAAGGGUUGUUUUCAAUUUCAACAAAUUGCCCACUUUUCCAACAUUAAUUUUAAAUUGCCACUGCGACACAAUGUCAAAUACAAUUGAGAUUGCACUUGUGAUAUUGUUGUCCCAUUUAAUACUGUAAUAUUUUAGUGUACACUGUACUUUCAUACAUUAUUACUUAUGAUCUUAGGUAACUAUAAUUGGAAUUGAACCUGUUCUUUUUGCCCUGCAUAGUCUUUGAUGGCUUCCUCUUUUUUUUUUUUUGGUGAAGGGUGAUGGCUUCCUCUGUUUACAAGAAACGGACAGUGUGAAUGUAAAUAAGUGUCUGCCACAUUUAAUAUAAGUAUUUAAUUUAUAUAUUGUC
This is a messenger RNA of Cicer arietinum (chickpea), 1209 nucleotides long. Its product is annotated as ethylene-responsive transcription factor ERF039-like. NCBI's taxonomy places the organism in Eukaryota, Viridiplantae, Streptophyta, Magnoliopsida, Fabales, Fabaceae. The record is from RefSeq and is a predicted model, not a curated record. Gene Ontology annotation, molecular function: DNA-binding transcription factor activity; DNA binding. Gene Ontology annotation, biological process: regulation of DNA-templated transcription.